Molecule: messenger RNA, 1269 nt
Organism: Microdochium trichocladiopsis
Lineage: Eukaryota; Fungi; Ascomycota; Sordariomycetes; Xylariales; Microdochiaceae
Product: PH domain-containing protein
Exons: 2
Coding region: 1-1269 (422 amino acids)
Source: RefSeq, a predicted model, not a curated record
AUGGCUGAAACCUCUGUUCGCCCAGUGACUGUGGCACCGGGCUCGGCGUUGCCCAUCCGAGGGGCCAAGAUCGAUAUUCCCCUUGCCUCAGCCUCCAUCCAAAACAUGCCGCCGCCCUCGCAAGCACAGCUCGCGGUUCCAAUCACAAGCCCAGUCAAUCAAAACGGCAGCUUCGAAUUUGACCGAGUAAUCAAGGCUGGCUAUGUCCAGCGUCGCACACAGAAGACCAAAGCCUGGAAGACUGUAUACCUUGUUCUCCGACCGAAUACGUUGUCCAUCUACAAGUCAGAUUCGGAAAGCAAGCUCCGCCACAAGAUCUAUCUGACAGAUCUUUCCGCUGUUACAAUGCUCCGAGAUCCCAAACAAAAAAGACAGAACCUAUUUGGCCUCUACUCACCUGCAAAGAACUACCACUUUGAAGCCAGGACUGCCGCAGAUGCUCAAGAAUGGAUCGAUCUAAUACGGCAGGACGCACGCAUUGAGGAGGAGGAAGAAGAAAUGUUUCUCGCGAGUCCCAUUGUUCGACGUCAGUCUUUUGCGCCAACAAGCAUGCUCGCUGGGGGGUCUGAAAACACGCCUCCUCAGCGCCCCGAGUUCGAUCGCUUCGCAUCAAGCUCUCCCGAACCUCUUGAGGCGAGGAGGCCGAAUCUUGCACCACACUCGGCUCGCCGCGCAUCCCAUCCACUAGAGCCCAGCGGCAUGUCUGGCACCGAAAUGGCAUCACAUUCUGAUUUCUCGGAUGCAGAGGCACAGCGUAUGUUUGGCGCCUCUGCGGAGAAUCUGGCAGUGGGCUCUUUCUCCACGUCUGGCAUCCGGCUGGAUCCAGGCUCACUCAAUCGACCUGUUCUCGGGAAUAGGAACUUGAGCCAGGUUAGUGGGCUCAACGGCGAUCAAGACCCCGACAGAGUCGUUUGGCAAGGCUGGCUAUGGUUUCUCAAGGGCAAGCGCGGCGUACGGCAAUGGAAGGAUUGCUGGGCUGUCCUGCGACCUCGGAACCUCAUUCUCUACAAAGACGAAUCCGAGUACACGGCAUAUUUCAUUCUACCUCUCUCGGUUAUAGUCAACACUGUUGACAUCGAUCCCGUGAGCAAGACAAAGACACACUGCAUGCAGAUCAUCACCGACGAGAAAAGCUAUCGGCUCUGUGCUCAUGAGGAAGAGAGCCUUGUUCAAUGUCUCGGUGCAUUCAAGAGCAUACUCAACAAGAGGAAGGAGCUGGAAGCGCGUGCCGCUGCGACGGCAGCCACAUCAGCUGCGCCGACGACAUAA